Messenger RNA from Ceratina calcarata, 834 nucleotides. RefSeq names its product V-type proton ATPase subunit Vha14-1 (gene Vha14-1). Gene Ontology annotation, molecular function: proton-transporting ATPase activity, rotational mechanism. Lineage: Eukaryota; Metazoa; Arthropoda; Insecta; Hymenoptera; Apidae. Bases 164 to 535 code for a protein of 123 amino acids. The record is from RefSeq and is a predicted model, not a curated record. Gene Ontology annotation, cellular component: membrane; proton-transporting V-type ATPase, V1 domain. The transcript has 5 exons. Gene Ontology annotation, biological process: proton transmembrane transport.
GGACAAGUUUGGCACGUGAUGUUCAAGUAGUUUGACUGGGUAGACAUACGCAGAUAUACUUAGGUGUGUCUGUCAGUCAGCUGAUGUAUCAAGAUUUGUAAAUUUAACGAUCAGUCUCUUUUAAACAAAUUGUUUUAUUGCCCUUGUUUUUGUUUUAAUCACAAUGGCUCUACACUCCGCAGGAAAGGGUAAACUCCUUGCUGUGAUCGGUGACGAGGAUACUUGCGUGGGAUUCCUUUUAGGCGGAGUUGGCGAGAUUAAUAAACAUCGUCAACCAAAUUUCAUGGUUGUCGAUAAAAAUACAGCUGUGAGUGAUAUAGAAGACACAUUCAAACGCUUCAUCAAACGAGACGAUAUUGAUAUUAUACUUAUCAAUCAAAAUGUUGCUGAAAUGAUCCGUCAUGUAAUUGACAGCCACACACAACCCAUACCAUCAGUAUUAGAAAUCCCAAGUAAGGAUCAUCCAUACGAUGCUAGUAAAGAUUCUAUCCUAAGGCGUGCUAAGGGGAUGUUUAAUCCAGAAGAUAUACAUUAAAUGUACGUAUAUAAGAAACAGAAGUUGAUGAUUUCCCUGCUACUUGUUAAUCAGUGUACGUAAAAUUGUUCUUUAUUAUAGAUUGCGUAGAAAAAAAAUAGAAAAAUAUACAACAUUCCAUUACUUAAUGUUUCAAAAAUUACCAAUAUCUGUACAGACGUGUGGUAUCAGUAAAAUCAGUUUUAAACAAGAAAAUCAUAUUUCAAAAACAAGUGGUUAUAAUGUUAUAUGCAUAAAUACUUAAUUAUGUAAAUAAACAUGUACGGUGUAUAAAUAUACAAUACAUGUAGUAAAAUAUA